CUUCCCCCUCCCCCCCUCUCUCCAAAAGCUCUCGUCUUCGGAGCUUGUCUCUCUACAUCUCUCUCUUCUCCGACAAAAUCCUCUCAGCUUUAUCUCGCCACAUAGAAUGGCUGUCGGCGAUUCCGUGCUCUCGUCGCCGCUGGGGCCGCCGGCAUGCCAGAAAGACGCGAAGGCCCUGCGGUUCAUCGAGGAGAUGACCCGGAACGCCGACGCUGUUCAGGAGAGGGUCUUGGCCGAGAUCUUGAGCCGGAACGCUGAGACCGAGUUCCUGAGGAGGUACGAGCUCGGCGGCGCGACCGACCGGGAGACCUUCAAAUCCAGGCUGCCCAUGGUCACCUACGAGGACCUCCAGCCCGAAAUCCAGCGCAUUGCCAACGGGGACCGCUCCCCUAUCCUAUCCGCCCACCCCAUCUCUGAGUUCCUCACAAGUUCUGGGACUUCAGCUGGAGAGAGGAAGCUGAUGCCGACGAUUCAAGAAGAGCUAGAUCGUCGCCAAUUACUUUAUAGCCUUCUCAUGCCGGUGAUGAACCUUUAUGUGCCUGGGCUGGACAAGGGGAAGGGCCUCUACUUCCUGUUCGUCAAGUCGGAGACCCGGACCCCAGGCGGGCUCUUGGCCCGGCCCGUCUUGACCAGCUACUACAAGAGCGACCACUUCAAGACCCGCCCCUACGACCCCUACAUGGUCUACACCAGCCCCAACGAGGCCAUCCUCUGCGCCGAUUCCUACCAGAGCAUGUACACCCAGAUGGUGUGCGGCCUCGUCGAGCGCGCCCAGGUGCUCCGCCUCGGCGCGGUGUUCGCAUCUGGCCUGCUCCGGGCCAUCAGGUUCCUGCAGCUCAACUGGCAGCAGUUGGCCGAGGAUAUAAGGACCGGCUCGCUCAACCCCAAGGUCGCCGACCUGGAGAUUCGGGACUGUAUCGGUCGGAUUCUCAAGCCGGACCCUGCACUCGCCGAGCUUAUUGUUAAGGAGUGUUCCCAUGACAAUUGGGAAGGCAUAAUCACUCGAAUUUGGCCCAAUACGAAAUACUUGGACGUGAUCGUUACCGGCGCGAUGGCUCAGUACAUCCCAACCCUUGAUUAUUACAGCGGUGGCUUGCCCUUGGCGUGCACCAUGUACGCCUCCUCCGAGUGCUAUUUCGGGCUCAACCUUAACCCGAUGUGCAAGCCAUCUGAGGUGUCGUACACCAUCAUGCCGAACAUGGCCUACUUCGAGUUCUUGCCCCACGAGCCCAACUCGCUCGAGUUGACCCGUGGCUCGCCCCCUAAGCUCGUCGACCUGGCGGACGUCGAGGUCGGCAAGGAGUACGAGCUCGUGAUCACCACCUAUGCCGGACUCUGCAGGUACCGCGUCGGGGACAUACUCCGCGUGACCGGGUUCCACAACUCGGCCCCACAAUUCCACUUCGUGAGGCGGAAGAACGUCUUGCUCAGCAUCGACUCGGACAAGACUGACGAGGCCGAGCUCCAGAAGGCUGUGGAGAACGCUUCCGAGCUCCUCCGCGAGUUCAACACGAGCGUGGUCGAGUACACGAGCUACGCGGACACCAAAACCAUCCCGGGCCACUACGUGAUCUACUGGGAACUGCUGAUCAAGGACCUGGCCGACUCCCCCAGCGGCGACGCGCUGAACAAGUGCUGCCUGGCGAUGGAGGAGUCGAUGAACUCGGUGUACCGGCAGUGCCGGGUCGCGGACAACUCGAUCGGGCCGCUGGAGAUCCGCGUGGUCAAGAACGGCACGUUCGAAGAGCUAAUGGACUACGCGAUCUCGCGUGGCGCGUCGAUCAACCAGUACAAAGUGCCGAGGUGCGUGAGCUAUAAACCGAUCAUGGAGCUACUAGACUCGAGGGUGGUCUCGUCGCAUUUCAGCCCGGCGCGGCCGCAUUGGACCCCGGAGAGGAGAAGGUAGGCUUCCACGAUCAUCACCGACCUAAAAAAACAAAGUCAACGAUGGACUGGCCAAACAGAUCUUCAAUUAAAUAUCUUGUUUCUUUUUUUUUUUUUCCUUUUCUUUUGUUAAUGUGUAUGUUGUAGUUCCUUGUGGAAACCUUUAACAAGAAAGCUGUACGUUGACUAUGACUAGGACGGUUCGGGGCGGGUCAGGGUUCUUGCAAUGGGUUCAAUUAACCUGUGGCAAACCAGAUGUGACCACUCCAGAUGAUGUUUUUGGUCCCUAGUGGAAUGUUUCUUGCUUGACGUAAUUGGGACAUGUGGAAAUUCUGUUCAA
Messenger RNA from Rhodamnia argentea, 2224 nucleotides. RefSeq names its product probable indole-3-acetic acid-amido synthetase GH3.1. Gene Ontology annotation, molecular function: acid-amino acid ligase activity. The transcript has 3 exons. Lineage: Eukaryota; Viridiplantae; Streptophyta; Magnoliopsida; Myrtales; Myrtaceae. Bases 107 to 1906 code for a protein of 599 amino acids. The record is from RefSeq and is a predicted model, not a curated record. Gene Ontology annotation, cellular component: cytoplasm.